AUGACCGUAGACAAGGUGACCUUCGUCACCACACGGCAGCACCUAAGGCGGCGGGAGGAACCGUACUUCAGGCUCACGCCGUCCCAACUGAACGAGCUCUUGAGCGAGUACGAGCAGGACCAACAAGAGGGGGUGCACGACUUCCGAGACCACAUCGACCCCGACCACCACGGCCCCAAAGUGGUGGAGUACGAGCCCGACGCCAAGCCGAGCUACGACCGCCCCUACCUCGUCCUCGACGUCCGCACCCCCGAGGAGUUCAAGCGGUGCCGCAUUGUGCAGGCGCGAUCUUUCGAGGCCAAGCUGCUCAACCAGGACAGAAUGACGCCGGAGCUCUACAUGUACAAGAACCGGGAGGGCGGGCUGGUGAUCCUCUACUCGAACGACGAUGCCGAUGCUUGCCACGCCGCGAGGACCUUGAUUCACAGGGGGUUCGACAACAUCUUCGUGCUCUCCGGCGGUCUGGUCGCCUUCGCGCGAGAGGGUUUCCAAAGCUUCGUGGAGGGGAACGUCGAGGCCUUGCCGCCGCCACCGCCGGCACCCGCGUCCGGGGCCGGUACCUUGCGUACUGGCGGCGGGGGGGGCUUGAGAAGUACUGCCGUAUCAGACGGGGUAGGCAGCAGCAGCACCGGCGGCGGCGGCGCCGUUGGCAGGUUUAGCGGGGCGAGGGGAGGCAGCGAAUGCAACGACGGCCGCAGCGGCGGCGGGGGGAGGCUGGAGUACAGAAACCGCGGGGGUCAGAGAGUGGUAGUCAGGGGCGGCGGCAGCGAUGACAUCAACAGCAGCACCAGCAGCACCAGGAACUCCGCCCUGGGCGGCGGCGGAGGCGGUGGCGUGCCGACGAUGACGUCGACAACGGGACAGCAGCACGGCAUCGGCCCGAGAACAGGGGGGAGAGGGCUAAGGGGAUACCCCGAUGGCCACGGUGGCGGGAGCGUAGGGGGGCAGCAAGCCGGGCUACGGGGAGGGGGGUUGGCGGAAGCCGCCGCUGCUGCAUCUGCGGCUAGGCGACGCAGCAUGCAGGGGGCUCGCGGAGGGGGGGCGGGGGGAGGGGACAUGUCGAAGGGCAGCGCCAUCACGGUGGCGGAUUCCGUGAUCUCGAGGUCGACCGCCAGACGCGGAAGAUGGUGACGGCAGCUGGUUGUGCCGAUGGUGGUAACGGAUGGAUGCAGAUGGACGUGGGAAUGUUGACGCUUCACCUCUACCCCCCUAACGCCACCCUGGAAUCCUGAUGUGUGUGUCGUUUUGUUUUCUUUUCGUGGCCGUCGUGUAUGCGAAUAUAUAUGCUCUUCUUGUGCGACUAUGGUAGAUCCUGCAGUGCGUAUGCCGCUUUGGUAGCUUUUUUCGUGCUGCUUCUGCUGCUGCUGCGUUGAUAUACGGGGAGCUGCUGCUGCUUGCCUGCGUUUGGUGCUCGAACCCGCGAGGGCGCGACCAAUUGCCAACUUGAAAAGGGUUGUUUGGUUCCUCAUAGUGUUGUUUUGAGGGCGGACGGCGGAUGGGACAUCAAGGACGGGGCGAACAGGGAAAGCUUGUGUUCGCCGUAAGCGCGGUGUAAUAACCGUGUGGUGGCGGGGUAGUAGAGGCCAGCCGGUCGUGUUUCCAGCUUCCGGGCUUCCAUCGUCCACUGCUGAUUUUUUGCAGGCUCGUCUUUCCCCUCGUACUACAUACGUUGUCAUGCUGCCUGACCCGACCCCAGCUGGUAGCUUGCUGUGCCGGAGGUGCGUUGUGUUGGGUCUCGGUCGAUCGAAUUAGUUGUUGGUUGCCUAGGACUAUUUUAUUGUUCUUUUCUCUUCUUUUUGCGGCGUGAUGCGUUUUUUUUCGCUGU
Messenger RNA from Ectocarpus sp. CCAP 1310/34, 1825 nucleotides. The record is from the annotation of a GenBank genome assembly. NCBI's taxonomy places the organism in Eukaryota, Phaeophyceae, Ectocarpales, Ectocarpaceae.